This is a messenger RNA of Chara braunii, 2328 nucleotides long. The record is from the annotation of a GenBank genome assembly. NCBI's taxonomy places the organism in Eukaryota, Viridiplantae, Streptophyta, Charophyceae, Charales, Characeae.
GGGAUAUGGAGAGGAGGAGGAGGAUGUGGACAAGGAGGACGACGAGGAUAGCGAGGACGAGGAGGAGGAGGAGGAGAGAUGGACGGAGGGAAAAGAGGAAGGGCAGGAGGAGGAGGACGAGUGGGAGGAGGACGAGACAUGAACGGCAAGGAAGGGGAGGACACGAGGAAGGGCAGGAGACGAGGAGGCAUGGAAGAUGAGGAAGUACGAGGAGGAGGAGGAGACAAGGAGGAUGAGGAAGGGCAGGAGGAGGAGGACGAACAGAAGGAGGACGAGUCGGAGGAGACGGAAAGGAGAAGGGAGGAGGAGACAUGGAGGAUGAGGAAGGGGAGGAAGAGCAAGAGCACUUUGGACCAGAUCCUGGACGUUUUGACAAGGCCAGGAUAUAGGCUACCAGCACAAUCGCCGUUGCCGUUAUCGGCGAUGUCAGGCCACUUUCCAGUUCAAGCUGGUACACAGCCAAGUGGUACAUCUGCAGCAGCCUCACAGACUGUUGCAUCUUCUUCUUCGGGUCCAGCAGUGAUAGCUACAUCACCGCAACAACCUGUUCAGCAAUCUGGACAAACGCAAGGUCAAUGGUAUCCUAAGACCCCGAUGAAACCGCCUCUUGCCUUCUCAGGCGAGAGAAAGGACGAGGAACUCAACACAUGGUUGAGAACGGUCCCGGUUUGGGUGAAGGCAAAGAGGACCUUGCCUGAGGACGAAGUGGUAACUGAUGCAUCCUACCUUGAGGGUAAGGCAGCCAAGUGGCUAGAUGGAGUAGUUGUAAAGGCCAGGUACGGGCGACGCAUGGCGGACUGGGCUAAGUCUCUGACGUUAGACCAGUUCAUGGAAAUGGUAGAAGCUCGAUGGCAUAAUCCACARAAGGCACAAAAGGCCACUGAUGCCAUUAACAAACUAGACCAACGAAAGUUCAGUCUUUGUAAUGCGCCGGGUACGUUCCAGCACGCUAUGAAUCGGAUCUUCCAUGACCAUUUAGACAAGUUUGUCGUGGUAUACCUUGACGACAUUCUGAUCUUUAGUAAGUCUGCCGAGGAGCACGCACAACAUGUUGAGACGGUUCUCUCACUCCUGCGACAGCACAAGUAUAAGGUCAACUUAGAGAAGUGUGAAUUUGGUCGCACUAAGAUACUAUACUUGGGUCAAGAAGUAUCCGCGGAGGGAAUUAGGCCGGAAGAUGCGAAGGUGGCUAGUAUUCGAGAUUGGCCACGACCUCAGACGGUCACUGAGGUCAGAUCAUUCUUAGGAAUGUGCGGCUACUAUAGGAACUUCGUAAAGAACUAUUCUACAAUCGCCUCUCCUUUGACUGAUCUAACUCGACUUGACACACCGUGGGACUGGAGUGAUGAGUGCGAGGGUGCUUUCAAGAGAUUGAAGCAUGCACUCAUGAAUCAUGAGGUUCUCAUGGUUCCCGAUCCUCAGAAGCCAUUCAUAGUGACCACUGACGCAAACCAAUAUGGCAUUGGCGCAGUGCUGGCUCAACAGGAUGGGAAAAAGUUGAAACCGAUUGAGUACAUGACCAAGAAGAUGCCAUCAAAGAAGUUGGCAAAGUCCACCUAUGAAAGGGAACUCUACGCUCUAUACAAAGCACUUGUCCAUUGGAGACACUUCCUAUUGGGAAGAUUCUUCUACUUAAGGACUGAUCAUCAGACCCUCAAAUGGAUCAAGACUCAACCGGCUCUUUCUGAUGCACUCAAGAAGAGCAAGCCGCCAUCGUACUUAAAGAGAAAAGAGAAGGAGGCUAAGGAGUUGAUUAGGCAGGCCAAAAAGUUGGCCUUACUGGAGGAGCAGGCGGCGAAGAGGAAGAAGUUGGAGGAGGAAAUGGAGAGAUUGAAGAAGGAGGACGAAGAGAAGAUGAAAGCAGUAGAUGAGGAGGAGAUAGAAGAGGAAAAGGAGGAGGAGUCACUGAUCAGGAGAAGCACCAGGGAAAAAGGGGAAUCUAGUGGCACGAAGAAGGAGUCAUGGAUAGAGAAGAAAGUUUUUGAGAGGGUGGCAAACUUGUCCUUGGGGGAAGAAGAGGAUGUAAUGUUGUAUGUUCCCCGGGAGGAGCAGGAAGCGGUUGUGAAGGAGCUGGAGGCAGAAGAGGAUCCCUUGAGAUGCCAGACAAUAGAGGAAGAGAAGAACUUGCAAUGGAAGUUGCGUCUUACCAGGGAGAAGAAAAGAAGGAUGAACGAGCCCCAAGAAGGAGUGGAUGGCACCCGGGCUUGCCGCAAGGCAGACCAUGGGAAGAUUUGGGCGUGGAACAGUCAGUUUGACAGCGACGUGUAGAUCAAGAUCAGUGCAUUUAUUGCGGUGACCCUGACGACAUAAUCAAAUACUGUCCAAAGU